AUGGCAGCGUCCUCAGCUGCGUUCCAGCCUCUUCUUGUCCGCCCGACCAACUCUCUUGUUGCGCCUAGAGCUACUCCUGACAUCAGCUCGGUUUCAUUGAAGGCGUCAAGCGCUGCUUCAGCAGGAGAUGAGAAGCCUAAGACUAACCUUGCCCUCUUGGCGGUCUACUUCAUCGCUUGGUACGCUCUCAAUGUGGGGUACAACAUCACCAACAAGCAAGUGCUCAACGUUUUCCCGUGCUAUGCUACCGUUGCCGCUGCUCAGCUCAUCGUCGCUUGGUUCUGGCUCCUUCCCCAGUGGGCCAUCGGGAUCCGCCCGGUUCCCAAGCCGUCGGAGUCCAACAUGAAGGCCCUCCAGAAGGUCUCUCUUCUCCAUGGGUUCGGGCAUCUCGUCACUGUCUUGUCGAUGGGCUUGGGGGCUGUCAGCUUCGUCCAUGUCGUCAAGGCUGCUGAGCCUGUCUUCGCCGCUGUGCUCAGUGCCAUAUUUGCCGGCUCCAUCAUGGCCUUUCCAGUGUAUCUUUCUCUCUUGCCAGUCUGUGCCGGUGUCGCCAUCGCUUCUGCUGGGGAGCUGUCCUUCACCUGGGCUUGCUUUGGAGCUGCCAUGAUGUCAAAUCUUCUGUUUGCUUCUCGUGCCGUCUUCUCGAAGAUGGCCAUGAGCGGGAAGGAUCAGGGCGAGAACAUGGAUUCAGCCAACACUUUCGCCGUCGUCACCAUGUUGGCCACUCUGAUCUGUGUCCCUGUGGCUGCUGUGCUUGAAGGCCCGAAGAUCAUGGGAGCCUGGAACGCUGCCCUGGCGGUGCCCGGCAUGACGCAGUUCAAGCUUGCCAGCACCCUUGCCUUGUCUGGCUGGUACCUCUACACCUACAACGAGUUCGCCUUCAAGGUCCUCGGCCUCGUCUCUCCCGUCGCUCAGGCCGUUGGCAACACUGUCAAGCGUGUCGUCAUCCUCAUCGCCACUGCCAUCGCCUUCGGCACUCCCAUGACUCCCAUCGGCAUCACUGGAUCCGCCAUCGCCAUGGCGGGAGUUCUCGUGUACUCGCUCGUGCAGCAGGCGUAUGCCAAGAAGUGA
Messenger RNA from Guillardia theta CCMP2712, 1068 nucleotides. RefSeq lists its product as hypothetical. The transcript has 11 exons. Gene Ontology annotation, cellular component: Golgi apparatus. The coding region runs from base 1 to 1068 and encodes 355 amino acids. Gene Ontology annotation, molecular function: antiporter activity. The record is from RefSeq and is a predicted model, not a curated record. NCBI's taxonomy places the organism in Eukaryota, Cryptophyceae, Pyrenomonadales, Geminigeraceae.